AUGAGCGGCACAGAGUGGUUACCACCACCCCAGAAUAGUAUUUCAGGACGUGAGGUACAUUUGGUUUACUCGGAUUAUACGGUGUCGGACUCAGAAGCAGACGUGGAGAUCGAAGAGAAAAUGGAACCGAAAGCCAAAUAUGGUGUGCGGCUGGAGCGGCCGUCGAAAAUAAAGCAUAUGAACUUGAAACUGGCAAAAGCGUUAUCAAUGAAUCCGAUAAAAGCUCGGUUUAUCAGACCUGUGGCAAUGGGAGCGGCGCUACAGGUAAGCUAA
Molecule: messenger RNA, 273 nt
Organism: Gongylonema pulchrum
Lineage: Eukaryota; Metazoa; Nematoda; Chromadorea; Rhabditida; Gongylonematidae
Source: the annotation of a GenBank genome assembly